AUGCCUAAUAGAAAUUCAAUUUUAUUCAAUUAUGACUACGCUGCUGAUUUUAUCCGUCGUCGUCCGUCAUUGAGAAGCAGGCAUAAAUCAUCAUUGAACACAGUUGCAACUUUAAGAUCUGUAAAUCAUACAAAGAAAUAUUUUCUUCGUAAAACUAAAAGAAUAAUUUUUACGCCAAUUAAAAAAGUCGUUAAAACAAUUGAUUAUCAACAACAACACGGAAGCCAUGGCAAUGAUGUCAACACCACAUCUGAUGACGAUAAUCAUUCUAAUAGCUCCUCAUCGUCUUAUUCCACCCUUCGAAGAUACUCAAAAGCGAUGAAUCCGGUGAAUAUAGUAAGCGUAAUUAUUACAAAAAGAAAACAUGGUAAUAUCGUCGCGCCUCACACCAAAUUGCCUCAUCCUUCCCAAGAAGAAGUUGAAAAACGCGAAGCAGAACGAUUGAAAAAUGUUGAUGAAAAAACUGGAAAACCAAAAGAAGGUGGAUCUGCCGCCAGAGCUCAAACAGGCGCUACAACUACGUUGGAUGAAGUCAGACCCACUUCGAAACGAGUCUAUCAAAAAUAA
Molecule: messenger RNA, 567 nt
Organism: Entrophospora sp. SA101
Lineage: Eukaryota; Fungi; Glomeromycota; Glomeromycetes; Entrophosporales; Entrophosporaceae
Source: the annotation of a GenBank genome assembly